CGGCGCCCGGAGAAGAAGAGCUGCUGCUCUCUCUGCCAGGGGCGGGUCGCCAGGCCGCGGUCGGUGGCCUUGUGCAGCCUGGGACAGGGCAAGUGGACGAGCGGAGCGACCCGAGGGCUCCUCUGAUGAUGAUAUAUAAUGAGAUGAUUGUUUGAGCCUGGGUCCCCAUGACAUCCAAAGACAAAGACGUGGUGUCCUGGCCAGUUUCUCCCUGGGAUGCCAUCCUUGAGGCUGCCAAAGACCAGCUGCCAUCUCUGGAUUCAGACUCCUCCCUGUCUGACUGUGAGGAAGAAGAACCCUUCAUCUUUCAGCGAAACCAGCCUGUCCUGAUUCCAGACCUGGCUGAGGAGCUGGCUGAAGAUCCUCUUGAGUCUGGGAUCUGGAUUGCUGUAGGAAGGAGUUCUUCACCUGAGCCACUUCUGGUUCCUGGGAGAUUAGCCAUAGAACCUAGAAGUGGACAGAUGGUAAGACAGAAGGACUUGGCCCCUCAGGAAAGAAGAAGCCCUGGCUGGUCUUGCCAGAGCUGUGUCGAGAUCAGCCCUAUUCUUCUGGAGGUGGAGGAGGACCCACCCUGGCUGGAAGGCAACCUUAGAAGCCUGUCUAGCCACAAAGGAUCCCAGAGUCCCCCAUGGACUUCCCAGGGAGAAGAAGCCACUUUUCCUUUGGAAGGAGAGCUGAAGACAGAGCCCUCUGAUACUGACGAGUGCAGAACACUCCGCAGGGAGAGGAGGAGGAUGAUAGAGAAGGAUAUCCUUCAGAAAGUGACCCAGGCUUCCAAGAACGCAGCCUGUGGUGACCACGGCCAGGCUGCAGACUCAGGACCCUGGCUAGAAGUAUCCUCGGAGCAGUCUCGGGAAGGGUGUCCAGUGCUCUCACUCCAGCAACUUGAAGGCUGGGAUUUGGAUUACAUCCUUCAGAGUCUGCCAGGGCGAAAAGACAGCCAGGGUGACAAUGCUCCCAGAACUGCGUGGUGGUUAGCUGACCGCUGCCAAAACCAAGGGCACACCACUGGACUCUCUCAGGACAUACUGCUGGAGCAGCUGGCCCUCCUGUGUGCCACUCAGUCCAGAGUCUGCAAUCCUACCCAGAAGGUAUCUGCUGACAACCCCCAAGGCACUGAAGAACCGGAAGCCAGAAGCAGAAGUGCUUUAGCAGAGCCUGGCUAAACUGAGCCAGCGCAGAAGCUGGCAGAGAGUAGGAGGCUGAAGACAGAGCCCUCCCACCAUCUUCAUUGACCCUGUCGUCAGACGGAGCCAUCCGAACCACAAGAGCACCAGUCCCAGGAGAGCUCUGAACAUAGCUCCUCUGACAGUGAAGAGGAAGGCAUGGAGACAGCAGGCCCAGGACAGGGGGUAUCCUCCUGGGAAUGGAGGGACUGUACUGGGAAGAGCCAGCUUCUCCAACAGCUAAGAGCAUUUCGGAAGGGGGCUGGUCCAUCCCACCUGUCUACCAGUGACCGUCAUGGAGGCCAGAAGACCCAGGCCCCAGAAGAUACAGCUGAAUCACAAACUGGAAGGAAGAAACACAUAAAACUCUGGGCUGAGAAGCAGAAUGCCCUGGAUCUAGGGGGCCCUCUUGGGACACAGCCAGCCAGAAAGGUGCUGCUACCUGCUAUGGGCCAGCUACACUCAACUCAGGUAAAUGGACCUAGAAAAGAAUGUAAGGGGGUGGCAGAUUUCUAUCUACAACAGCCCCCUCCAUGGUCCCUCUACAGUCUGCCUGUUUUUAAUGGACAUGGGCCCUCGGGGCUGAGACGGCUCACUCUGGACCCUACCCAGCCAGUUAGCCGUAUUUAA
This is a messenger RNA of Arvicola amphibius (Eurasian water vole), 1796 nucleotides long. It is a transcript of the gene Dnaaf8, whose product is annotated as dynein axonemal assembly factor 8. Lineage: Eukaryota; Metazoa; Chordata; Mammalia; Rodentia; Cricetidae. Gene Ontology annotation, cellular component: dynein axonemal particle. The record is from RefSeq and is a predicted model, not a curated record. Gene Ontology annotation, molecular function: dynein complex binding.